AUGCAUUUGAGGGUUGUCGCACAGAAAGUGAAGGAAGCGGAGAUUACCGAGCAGGACUCGCUUCUUCUGACGAGGAACCUGCUUCGGAUUGCUAUAUUCAAUAUUAGUUACAUCAGAGGCCUCUUCCCGGAGAAGUAUUUCAAUGAUAAGUCUGUUCCAGCUUUAGAGAUGAAGAUCAAAAAGCUAAUGCCAAUGGAUGCAGAGUCUCGCAGACUUAUUGAUUGGAUGGAGAAAGGUGUAUACGAUGCAUUGCAGAAGAAGUACCUGAAAACGCUUUUGUUCUGCGUGUGCGAAACAAUUGAAGGGCCAAUGAUUGAGGAAUAUACGUUUUCUUUCAGUUAUUCAAAUUCUGAAAGUCAGGAGGUUUCGAUGAAUAUCAGUCGCUCUGGGAACAAGAAAGAGGGUGGAACAUUCAAGUGUAACUCCACUGCAGAAAUUACUCCCAACCAGAUGAGGAGUUCUGCUUGUAAAAUGGUCCGCACACUGGUUCAACUGAUGAGAACUCUGGAUAGGAUGCCCGAAGAGCGGACCAUACUGAUGAAACUCCUGUACUAUGAUGAUGUGACGCCAGCAGAGUAUGAGCCUCCAUUCUUCAGAACCUGCUCAGAGGAAGAAGCUCGUAAUUCGUGGACCAAAAAUCCUUUGAAAAUGGAGGUUGGGAAUGUAAACAGUAAGCAUCUUGUAUUAGCUUUGAAGGUAAAGAGCGUCCUUGAUCCUUGUGAGGAUGAAAAUGAUGAUAUUCAAGAUGAUGAAGUGAGUUUAGGAGCUGAUUCCAUGCAAAGGGAUGAUUCCUCUGAAUCUGACAGUGAGGUUAACCAGUCACAAGAGGAUCGAUAUAUAGUUGCGCCUGUAGAUAGCAGUGCACCACAAGAAGAUAACAGCAUGGUUGAUGAAGAUGACACUCAGGAUUCAGUGGAAGAUGACCAACAAUCGUCCCGGAUAAAGGACUGGAUCAGUAGUCGCCACACUGACACUGUUGAACUUACUGAUGUUCUCUCGAAUUUUCCGGACAUUUCAGUGGUUCUGACUGAAGAAAUUAUGUACAAUCUUGUUAAGGAAGGUGUUCUAUCAAAAACUGGAGGGGACACUUACACUAUUAACGGGCAGAAGAAGUCUGAUUAUGAGUUCACUCUGGUGAAAGAAGAAAUGGAUGGUCAAAUAGUCCCAGUUGCUGACAAGACACCAAAGGUUAAUGAUCUCAUGUACAUGAAGGUAAUUUACCUGACUCUAUUGUCAUUUGUCUAUCUCAGGCGCUGUAUCAUGCAGAACAAGCUUGGAGGGGAAGCAAAUCAGACUACUGUCCGCAAGUUCAUUGAUAAAAUGACACGGGAAGGUUUUGUUGAAGCCAAAGGCAACCGAAGGCUAGGAAAGCGUGUGAUCCAUUCUGAUACUACCCAGAAAAAGCUGACUGAAGUCAAGAAAGCUCUGAAUAUUGAUGCAAUGGAUGUGGACAAUUUUGAACCAAAUAACAAGUCCAAACAUCUAGACCAUACUAUGGGAAGCAAUUACCGGGACACGUCCACAUGCGGUGCCCUCCAUUCCAUUGGAUCAGAUCUCACACGCAUGAGAAUAAGAUCUAACGGUCAUCAAAAUAGUCCCAUGAGGAGUGAGCAGACUACUUCAAAGACAAAGGACCAUGCAAACACUCCAACAAGCAGGCCUGUGACAUCAAGAGAGAGCUUUGUGCCAGGCAAUGAGAACGUCAGAGCAAAUGGCAACUCCGAUCACUGUGAUGAAGGGGAGAGAGUGAUAUGCAGUAGCAGGUCCACCCAAGACAAGCGUUCCAGGAAAACAAGCACGGUCAAGGAGCCUAUUCUCCAGUACACGAAGCGCCAGAAAUCCCAAGCCGUCUGAAAAUUUGCAGCAUUUGCUGUCUGCUGGACUGGAUUUUCCCAUACUUGUGGAAUUUUAAGAUGUAAAUUUUAAUGGGGACAACUGUUAGAAGUGUCUAAUGUGGCAUACUGGGGAAUGCUUUUGCCCAUAUACUAAGCAUUUUAUCAACCAAGGCUUAAGGAUGAUGAUGAUGAUUGAGUAGAUGGCAGAUGUCAUGUCAUCAUAGUGGUGCUGUGCGUUUUGGCGUUAGUCUUUUUUAUUAUUAUGUUAUCGUCAACAGCAAAAAGGAUAGGAUAUGGUUUUAGGAAGGGCAGCAUUGUUUGGAUGCACUUGCUUUAUGCUUUAAAGUUUAAACAACGGCUACCGACGGUGCGUG
Molecule: messenger RNA, 2209 nt
Organism: Prunus mume (Japanese apricot)
Lineage: Eukaryota; Viridiplantae; Streptophyta; Magnoliopsida; Rosales; Rosaceae
Source: RefSeq, a predicted model, not a curated record